GCUUCGGAUUUUGGCUAUCUCACCAAUUCUCCCUUAAUAUUAGAGGAGAAAGAAAAAAACAUUUUCACCAACUUUGUCUUCUCCAUUAUCUCUCUACCAAAUCUCGCAGAGAAAUAACAAAACCGAAGCUUAAUAGAGAAAGAGAGAGUGAGAGAGAGAUAAGAACCCGAUUUUGUUAUAAGAUGGAUAAAAGCUCUAACUCCUCCGCCUUAUCAGCUACCGCAGCGAGUAGCACCUGUAACAACAAAGAUCAUCAUUACCUAAGACAACUCAACAAGCUUUCACACAAGAUAUCAAAACCAACACCAACCUCCUCCUUCUCCGUCUCCGCCGCACUGAAUCAAGAAAAUAGUCACCAACCGCUUCCUCCUCCUCCUCCUCCGCAACCGCCGAUGAAUCAUCAGCCUCCGGUUUACAACAUCAACAAGAACGAUUUCAGAAACGUCGUUCAGAAACUCACCGGCUCCCCUGCUCACGAACGAAUCUCUUCUCCUCCUCCGCCGCGGCAGCAGAGUUCGCGUCUGCACAGGAUCCGUCCUCCUCCGCUGGCUCACGUUAUCAACCGCCCUCCUAGUGACGCUCAUCGUCGUAACUCGAGCGGUGUAUAUGUCCCUAGACCAACGGCUGCGCCGCUUUCUCCUCUCCCUCCGCUUCCUCCGGUUCACGCGGCGGCGGAAUCUCCGGUGUCGUCCUACAUGCGUUACCUUCAGAGCUCGAUGUUCUCUGGACUAUUAUCGCCUUUGGCUCCUUUGGUCUCGCCGAGCUUACUGUUAUCGCCAACGUCAGGUCAGGUAGGGUUUCAGGUGUCUCCGACCACGGUGCCGCUUCCUAGUCCUAAAAAAUUCAAAGGUCACUGAUCAAAAAUGCAAAGCUCAUUUGUCGGAUGGAAUUUUUUAAAAGUUGUCGUUUAUAUACAUCAUUAGUUUUCUUUUUCGAAAAUUAAAUUACUUUGAGUCUUUGUUUUCUUUACUUUGUUUUGUUCAUGUUAGAAAAACAGACAAAGGAAAAGAAAGGAAUACACUUUUGCAACUCC
Messenger RNA from Raphanus sativus (radish), 1033 nucleotides. RefSeq names its product VQ motif-containing protein 9-like. Lineage: Eukaryota; Viridiplantae; Streptophyta; Magnoliopsida; Brassicales; Brassicaceae. The record is from RefSeq and is a predicted model, not a curated record. The transcript has a single exon. The coding region runs from base 183 to 857 and encodes 224 amino acids.